GCCCGGCCGGAGGAGGGCAGGGGGCGGCCCGGCCUGCAGGUUUCUGAGAUCUCCAGCCUUCGCCCCCACCCCCUGAAGAAGGGUCGCCACGGAGAAGCCCUGACAUUUCUCCCUGCUCCAAAGCCUAGGGCAUGAGAAGCCAGGCCCACCUGCCUCCCCCUCCCCAGGAAGCCAUCCUCUUCCCAGGGUGCUACCUGUCAAGCCCUUCCUGUGGUAACCGUUGGUGGGGGAGGUCUUCCUGGCCCCUCCGGGACUGCUCCUUCCAAGGCCGAUAAGACCCUGCCAGGGCCAGGGGUCAAGCGAGAACCCUGAGCCCACCCCAGAGCCUUAUUAUGGGACUCCCUUGGAUUCCAGAACUUUCUGUCAGGCCGGCCUGAGCCCCCCUGGGCCGUCCCCACAACGGAGCCCACACCCAGGACGUCCCCCGAGCGUCUGAAACUGCCCAACGGGAGAGGAGCUUCUGCUUCCAGGAACCAGCGGGCACCUCGGCCCUGGCUGUUGACUCCAGGCACGAGCUCGCGGCUGGUCGGCUCCCCUUAGCCCUCCAAGGCCCCGUCUCCAACUCGCCUCCCCGUCCCGCCACCAUGAGCCACAGCACCAGUUCGCGACUGUCCGACUCCCCUCAGCUCUCCAAGAGCAGCCUCCUGACCAUCCUGGGCAGCCCCUCCCCGGAGCGCAUGGGCCCGGUAGACUCGCUGCCCCCGACGCCAACCAGCGGGACGCCCUCGCCCGGGCCGCCGCAGCUGCCCGCCCUGGGCGGCGGGGCCGGGCCGCUCGACGGAGACUGGGAGAGCCGGGAGGAGCUCCGGCUGAGGGAACUGGAGGAAGCGCGGGCCCGGGCGGCCCAGAUGGAGAAGACGAUGCGCUGGUGGUCAGACUGCACCGCUAACUGGCGGGAGAAGUGGAGCAAGGUGCGGGCUGAGCGCAACAAGGCCCGGGAUGAGGUGCGGCAGCUGCGGCAAAAAUUGGAGGCGCUGACCAAGGAGCUGACUGGGGCCCGGAGGGAGCGGCAGGACGCCCUGAAUGAGAGUGAGCAGCUCGGCAGAGAGCUGGCCAGGUGGAAGGGCGGGCAGGGGGAGGAGGGAGAGGGGGAAAGAGAAGAAGAGGAGAAGGAGAAGGAGCUGGACAACCGGGUGGCCUCGGAGAAGGAGAGCGAGGCGAGCGGGCCCGAGCAGGAGCCGGUGCGGGACGUGUGGACCGAGAGGCCGCCCAAGAACAAGGAGCUGGAGCUGAUGGAGAACCUCCUGAAGAGCAAGCACGAGGGGCCCGACAGCUGGGAGGGCCGGGGCGUGCGGACCCCCUUCUCCCGCCAGGAACGGAACCGGUUGCUCUGGGAGGAGGUGUCGGUCAUCGAGGAGGAUGCCACCAGAGUGACCGCUCUGAAGCUGCGGCUAGACGAAUCCCAGAAGGUGUUACUCAAGGAGCGCGAGGAUAAGCUGUCCCUCAGUAAGAACAUCGAGAAGCUGGAGGGAGAGCUCAGCCAGUGGAAGAUCAAAUACGAGGAGCUGACCAAGAACAAGCAGGAGGUGCUAAAGCAGCUAAACAUCCUGAAGGAGGUACACCAAGACGAGCUGGGCCGCAUCUCAGAGGACCUGGAGGACGAGCUAGGAGCCCGCUCCAGCAUGGACAAGAAGAUGGCAGAGCUGCGGAGUGAGAUGGAGCGGCUUCAGGCGGAGAACGCGGCCGAGUGGGGUCGGCGGGAGCGCCUGGAGACGGAGAAGCUGAACCUGGAGCGAGAGAACAAGAAGCUGCGAGCUCAGAUCGAGGACCUGGAAGAGGUCCUGGCCCGUAAGCGGCGGCAGACGGCCAGCGCCCUGGAUUCCGACCUCAAGGCCAUCCAAGCUGAGCUCUUUGAGAAGAACAAGGAGCUGGCAGACCUGAAGCAUGUCCAUGCCAAACUGAAGAAACAGUACCAGGAGAAGAUGGCAGAACUAGCCCAUGCCAACCGGCGGGUAGAGCAGCAUGAGGGGGAAGUGAAGAAGCUGAGGCUGCGGGUGGAGGAGCUGAAGAAGGAGCUGGCCCAGGCAGAAGACGAGCUGGAUGAGGCUCAUAACCAGGCCCGGAAGCUGCAGAGAUCCCUGGAUGAGCAGACCGAGCAGAGCGAGAACCUCCAAGUGCAGCUGGAACAUCUGCAGUCCAGGCUCCGGCGGCAGCAGAACCCGCUCUUUGGGAAGAUCCGCAGUGCCCGUUUUGGACCCGAAGAAUCUGGGGAUGGCACCAGCGACCUCGACGAGGACGAGGACUUACAGUUACAGGUUCCCUAGCGCCCGGCGUCAGAAGGAAGAGGAGGAGGAGGAGCAUGAGGGGAGAGCUUCUCAGCAGCGGCUCUGCCCCUAACAGGGCUGUGAGGACGUGGGCAGGGCAUGGCCUCCGUUGAAUUGCCAAAUCCAGGAGGGGUGCAACCACUGGGACGCGAGCAGGAUCUUAACCCAGGAGAGGAGGCCGGCCCACUUAACCACCCCCAGUGCAAGGCAAGCCCAUGUAGGCUGGAGCCUCCAGGGCCUCCUUCCUUGCUUCCUUGGAUUCCUGCUAGGCCCCACCCAAAUCGCACCCUGUCCUCUUGGCAACUCUCCCCUCUCCCCAGCUUGCCUUGAGCUUUCUGACCCACUCUGCCACCCCAGCCUCCCUGGGAAUAACCAGAGAAAAUCUGGGAGCCAGAAUGGAGGCCACAGAGGCAGGAUGGAAGCUGAGGUGAUGGGUGUGGAGGCCCAGUUCUGAGGAGAGGUGGGAAACG
Messenger RNA from Tachyglossus aculeatus (Australian echidna), 2734 nucleotides. It is a transcript of the gene CCDC102A, whose product is annotated as coiled-coil domain containing 102A. NCBI's taxonomy places the organism in Eukaryota, Metazoa, Chordata, Mammalia, Monotremata, Tachyglossidae. Gene Ontology annotation, cellular component: myosin complex. The record is from RefSeq and is a predicted model, not a curated record. The transcript is spliced from 9 exons. The coding region runs from base 585 to 2264 and encodes 559 amino acids.